AAGCGGCCAAGAUUCUCAAUGGCACCGAUUUUGGGAGAGAUUCGAAACCAAUUACUCAGGAAAAGAAUGGGAAUCCCUUCCACACUCCCCCGCGAACUCCGAGUGACCGGGAUAGCAGCGCCCCAGUCACGGAUUCAUGGGACUCAAGUGAGACUCAGUCAAUGUCUCCGAACGGCAGAAAAGGCUUUGCCGAGAAGGCAGCGAAUGCCUUUGAGAGCGCUGAUUUGAAAUGGCAGCCAUGUGAGUAUCUCUUUUGUGACCCUCUUUGAGCAAAGGAGAGCCAUUCAACUGAUGACAUGGUAGUUACCGUGCAACCAUUCAGAGAGGAAAUCACUCGCAUCAUUGGAACUUAUAUAGCUGACGGUGCCCCACGUCAACUGAAUCUCUCAUCGAAAGAGCGCGUCGCUCUUCUUCACGCUCUUGCGAGCACUACCCAUCCGUCAGCUUUUCGGCAGAUUGCGCGCACAGUUGAGUGGUCUCUCCGUUGCCAGGCCCACCCAAAUUUCGUUCGAUGGUCUAUCUGCAAUGGAAACAAGCCUCGUGUCAUCUUUGCCCGUGGCUUAGGUGUGGGUGGCAUCAUCGGCGGCCUCAUUGCUGCUAUUAUUAUCACUUUGAGCAGUGCCGGCCGUGCAUGGCGUGUUCUCUCUUUUCUUGGUUUCUUCAUUGGUGUAUCGACCCUCAUUGCUGCGUGGAAGGGCAUGUGUGUGGUACUCCAUGGCAUGCAUCACCGCCAUCUUCGCCCGUGGGAACUUUUUGCAGAAGACGAGGAUGACAGCUCCUAUUACGAACUCAAAAAGGGAUCAUUCGACAGCCUUGGGUCCAACAAUAGCUACGAAGACGAGCCAUGGGUAGCCAAGUAUGAAAAGCGAAACAUUAUCCGCAAAGUUUUUGACCGUGAGGUCUGGAUUCAAGAGCCAGCAUUGCGUCAAAUUCAAGACACCAUUUUCCUUCAGGCCAUUCUUGGAGCGUUUAUUAUUUCAGCAGUGGCCGUUGCCAUUUUCGUCGCUGUUCCAAAAGGUGGCUUCUUUUGAUUUGAGAAUUAGUCUCAACUACGCCAAAAUUUUUUUUCUUUUUUUCCAUACUGGUGAUCGCCAGAAGAUCCUGCGUUCUUUUAUUUUAUACCUUUCCUCUCCUUGGCCAGGCCAUCACACCCGAUUGCUCGACAUGGGAUAAUGUGGAGACUUUGCCUUUCCGGGAUUACUGAUACUAUUGGAACUUGACGAGCUCUUGGGGUUGGGCCGAAAAGUAGCUAUUCUUAAUUGGGAGGAGUU
Xylona heveae TC161 is the source of this 1271-nucleotide messenger RNA. RefSeq lists its product as hypothetical. NCBI's taxonomy places the organism in Eukaryota, Fungi, Ascomycota, Xylonomycetes, Xylonales, Xylonaceae. The transcript has 2 exons. The record is from RefSeq and is a predicted model, not a curated record. The coding region runs from base 297 to 1031 and encodes 244 amino acids.